Messenger RNA from Penicillium alfredii, 3075 nucleotides. RefSeq names its product putative GTPase activating protein (Gyp5). The record is from RefSeq and is a predicted model, not a curated record. The transcript has 3 exons. Bases 1 to 3075 code for a protein of 1024 amino acids. NCBI's taxonomy places the organism in Eukaryota, Fungi, Ascomycota, Eurotiomycetes, Eurotiales, Aspergillaceae.
AUGCAGGAGUCCUUCGAUGACGCCCUCGAAUCGACCGAAACCCAAGAAACCCCCGACACCGUCCCCCAGUCUACAUCCACCCGCUCAUUAACGGAUAGCCCGCCUGUCGGGUCUGGCAAGGCCCCGGAAGCUACGGACAAGCCCGCCACUUCUGACUCGCAGGACGAGAAGGAAGACACGGACAAGGGCGAGAAGGGCGACCAGGACAAAAAGGAUGAGAAGGAUGAGCAAGAAGUGAAGGACGCAAAGGCGGACGAAAAGAAGGACGAAAAGAAGGACGAAAAGAAGGACGAAGAGAAGGAAGAAAAACAAGAAGAAAAGAAGGAGGAAGAAGAAGAAGAAGAAGAGAAGCCGCAGAAAGAGCAGGACAAGGAGGACAAGGAGAACGGAACAGACCAGACAACCACAGAGCAGGCCACCGGGCCGGAAGAAGGAAAAUAUGAAGACAAGGCUGAGACAAAGGUUGAUCCAGUAGAUGAAGAGAAGACCGAGUCAAAGGACACCAAAAAGGACGAAGAGGCCGAGACAAAAGACGAUGGAAAGGAGGAAGAGAAGGCCGAGAAGAACGACGAAGAGGACGUCAAGAAGGCUGACACCGACAAAGUGAAGCCGGAGAAGGUGGAUGAGCCGAAGAAUGGUGACAAGUCUGACCAGGAGCCCGAGGCUGAGACCAAGGACGCUGGAGAAACCGAGGAGACUCCCGACCCCAACCCUGUGCACAAGUCGCCCCUCCUUACAUCCCACCGGCUAUCAACCUCCUCCUCGCUCGACGAGGUAAACUUGACAAACAGCAAGGAGGAGGAGCCAGCAGAACCCAAGGAUUCAGCCCCGGAGGUCAAAACGGAAGUGCCUCCAGUGCCCCCGAAGGAUGACGUGGCAUCUCCAAGCUCUGGCUUUCGGGUAUUGUCUGGCAGUCUACCGUCUCUGUCGUGGGGGACCUCUCAGGCGAACAAGACCCCAGCUCCCGCUGCACCGCCGGCUCGGAAAACCGGGGGCCCCUUCGGAUGGUUCUCCCGAAGCUCAACAUCGAGCAAGGAGAUCAAAUCGCCACCCCAGUCUGCCUUCAGCCGCCGCAACACCGCUACAUCCGUGUCCACCGUCGCAAGUAACCUUGAUUUGGUUGCCCGAUCUCACGACGGUGACGACUUGGAUGCCUCAAGCAUCAGCUCCAAAAAGCCGCGCCGCAACAGCCUGAAGGAUCAGUUUAAAUUGCUGCGGAUGCGCGAGGAGGGCGUGUUGCCGGAGAAUGAUGAGGCGAGUACGCGCUCACGUCGGGCCAGCGUCAGCCAGGCUGCAGCCAGCCCCUCGAUCAUCCCGGAGGAAACGGAGGAUGGCAUCCUGGCGGCGCCAGCAGCACCGGCAUCUGGAGCAACCUCGCCCGGGGGCGCACCCUCGACCGUAAACCCCAACCUAGCCCCUGGGACCGUGUCUGGGUUCUCGGCUUCGGCGACUGAUGCGUCCGCUCCUGUGGAUUGGGACCUGUGGCAGCAGCUGGUGAACAAUGGACCCCAGGCGCUGGCCAAAUCGGAGGAGCUCAACGCCGCCAUCAAGCGAGGAAUUCCCCAGACCAUCCGAGGAGUUAUCUGGCAGAUUCUGGCAGAUUGUCGGACCGAAGAGAUGGAAGAGACGUAUCGGGACCUGGUGGCGCGUGGAACGGUCUCAGAGAAGGGUCGUCAGACACCAAACAGUCAAAUCAACGGGAUUGCCGAGAAGGAAUCCACAUCGUCUUCUCGCUCCUCGAUCCGCUCCGACCACUCGGGAUCCGGGACGCAGUCUACAAGUGUUGCCCCUAGCCCCUCCCAAGAGACGGACCCCGAGAAGUUGGCCAAGGAACAGGCCGCCGGUGAAGCCGAUCGUGUGAAGAAGGCAAAGAAUGAUGCUACUGCCCUGCAGAAGCUGGAGAAAACCAUCCGACGGGAUCUGGGUGCGCGGACGAGCUAUUCGAAAUAUUUUGUUUCGCAAGGAAACCAGGAGAGUCUGUUCGGUUUGUGCAAGGCAUACGCUCUGUACGAUGAGGGUGUGGGCUAUGCGCAGGGCAUGAACUUCAUCGUUAUGCCCUUGCUGUUCAACAUGGAUGAACUUGAGGCUUUCACCCUGCUUGUUAAACUGAUGAACAAGUACGGGCUGCGAGAGAUGUUCGUCCACGAUAUGCCUGGGCUUCACCGUAGCCUUUAUCAGUUUGAACGACUCCUUGAAGAUCUGCACCCUGCCCUUUACUGCCAUCUCCGACGCCGCGGGGUUCCUCCGCAGCUGUACGCGACCCAAUGGUUCUUGACACUGUUCGCCUACCGAUUCCCGUUGCAGCUGGUGCUUCGCAUCUACGACCUGAUCUUCGAAGAAGGGCUGGAGAGCACGAUUCUGAAGUUCGCUAUUGCGAUCAUGAGCCGCAGUGCCGACACUCUUCUCAGCAUGAAGGACAUGAGCCCGCUCACAACUUUUUUGAAGGAGCGUCUCUUUGACGCUUACAUCGAUAAGCAGCCGUCGGCCUCGUCGAUCCUGGAGUCGGGCUUCUUCGGCAGCUCCGGCGCUGCCGACAAGGAAGUCUACCGGGCCGACCUUCUUGUGCAAGACGCAUGUGCCGUCCCUCUGACCCAAGACAUGAUCCGUACGUACACUGCCGAGUGGGAGGAGAAGGUCCAAGCAGAGAAGGAGCGGGAGGCCGAACUGGAAAACCUCCGGAACACGGUCAAUACGCAGGGUUCGAAGGUGCGUCGCCUGGAGGAACGUGCCGAGGCGUCCGAUAAGGAGCACGUGCAGCUGGCAUCGGAGCUGGUGCACUUGAAGGUGGAGAACGAGGAACUGCGUGACAUGAACGACGCCUUGAAGCUCCAGGUCGGCGAGCUCAAAAAUGUGGUCGACAAGCAGCCCAACGAGGUGGAGGACAAGCUCCGCACGGAAAUGGACCGGAUCAUGACUCGAAACAUCGAGGUGCAGAAUGAGAACCGCGCCAUGGAGGAUGCCAUGUCCGAAAUGGAGAAGGAGCUGGUGGGCACGAAGAUGAAGUGGGCCGAGCUCUCCGAAAACCACGAGAACCUCCGCCAGAAAUGGAGCGACCUCCGCCGGGCUCUUGACUGA